CCCACCCACGUGAUGUGACAGCACUUUUGAAGCAGGGAACCUCUGGGGUGAUGUGACUGAUACAAAAUAGAUCAUCAUAUCAGCACAGACACGGCAUGAAUGGGAUUUAUGGUAGCAGGCAGCCAGCCUUCCUCUUCCUGAAGUCAGUACCAGCGAGCUGAUCACAACAUGAGUCCGUGCAGCCUGUGACCUAGCAGUGUCCGGAUCACUCCACAGCCCUCCCCAACCCCUCCCCAGCUCUGACAAGUGAGGCCCCUGGACACGCUCAGAGGGAUGGUGGUAGUCUCGGGGCAGUUUGAAGACAGAGGGACCCCGGAUGAUGCCAUGUCCAGCUCUGAUGCUGAGGAUGAGCUAAUCGAGCCGUCUACGCCUACCCCAAGCAGCGCCACGUUCUCUCUGCAGGGCAAGCUGCACCCGCUGCAGCUUUCUGAAGUGAUUCCUCUCAAUGUUGGAGGCAUGUGCUUCACCACUAGACUGUCAACACUUCAGAGGUAUGAGGACACCAUGCUGGCAGCCAUGUUUAGUGGACGACAUCACAUUCCGACGGAUUCUGAAGGUCGAUACUUCAUUGACAGGGAUGGAACAUAUUUUGGUGACAUCCUAAACUUCUUACGUUGUGGAGAGCUCCCUCCUCGAGAGCGUGUGAAAAUGGUGUACAAGGAGGCCCAGUACUACUCAGUUGGCCCACUGCUUGACAUCUUAGACAAAAUGCAACCACUUACUGGAGAGAAAGUCAGACAAGCAUUUCUUGACCUGAUGCCUUACUACAAAGAUCACUUGGAGCGUAUCAUUGAAAUUGGAAAGCUUCGAGCUAUACAGAGAAAGGCGCGCUUUGCUAAGCUGAAGAUCUGUGUCUUCAAGGAAGAGAUGCCUAUUACUCCUUAUGAGUGCCCUCAAUUUAAUGCACUACGAUUUGAGAGGAAUGAUACUGAGUCAAACCACUUUGAGCACCACUGCGAAGUUGAUGUGUCUUUUGGUCCCUGGGAAGCAGUGGCUGAUGUAUAUGAUCUUCUGCACUGUAUAGUUAGCGACCUCUCCGAGAGGGGCAUAUCCGUGGAACACCAAUGUAUUGGAGUUUGUGACAAGCACCUUGUUAAUCACUAUUACUGCAAACGCCCAAUCUAUGAAUUCAAGAUCACUUGGUGGUGAGAUGCUGCAAUUAGGGAAUGAAGACCAUCUGACUCUUUUGUGAACUCCACCUAGGACCAAAAAACUUCUGAAAUGCACUACAAGUGUAACUCACAGACUGUUAACCAUGCCUACAAAUAUGUAAGGUGUAAGAAGUGUACUAAAUACUCCAAAACAGUACUAAAGCUGCAGUGAUGCCUUCUCUAGAGUUACCAGGCAAAUAAAAAGUUGUUUGCACUAAUAUCACAAAUCUUAAUAGUUUAGUAUGAAAGGAAAAUAAUCUUUAAUUUCAUG
Nanorana parkeri is the source of this 1422-nucleotide messenger RNA. It is a transcript of the gene KCTD7, whose product is annotated as potassium channel tetramerization domain containing 7. The transcript is spliced from 4 exons. The coding region runs from base 274 to 1149 and encodes 291 amino acids. Gene Ontology annotation, biological process: protein homooligomerization. The record is from RefSeq and is a predicted model, not a curated record. Gene Ontology annotation, molecular function: protein binding. NCBI's taxonomy places the organism in Eukaryota, Metazoa, Chordata, Amphibia, Anura, Dicroglossidae.